AUGGAAUUUUAUUUAUUGAAACUGGAAUAUGUGAAAACACAGGUGUUUAGUGAAUUUGAGAACAUGCAGAUAGUAAUUGAUGAAAAUUACAUUGAUUUUCUUAUCAAAUUAUUUUUACUGCAUUAUGAUGUGAAAUCAACUAAAGAGUUGUAUGAUGUGAGAAUAGAUGAUAUUUUUCAGAAAUGUUUGGAAUACAUGAAAGAUAAAAGUUGUACGUCAAUUGCUGUGAAAUUAGCAUAUUAUUUUGAAAUUAAUUUCAAGAAAAAAAAAGACGUAUUUGCAACAUAUCGCAGUAAAAUUAAAGAAAAGUUAAUGCCACUGACAAGGGAUUUAUUGAAUACUUAUGGCACUCAAAGUAAAAUGGAAAAAAAUAAUUUGUUUAUUAAAAUAUGUAACUAUAUUGCCUUGAACUGUGGAUUGGAUGAUCCAACCAGUUCUCAGGCACUUCAUGAAACUACAAUGGCAUUGGAGUCAGUUUUCCCCGUUAAUGAUAUACAAUUAUUUUGCACUCAGAGCAGGAAAGAGCGUUUACUUAUACUUCAAGAACUCACUCAAUUAGUUUCUGGAAUUAAAUUAUUCAAUAAGGAUAUGGGAAAAGGCGGAAAAAGCAUUAUAGAUAUAAAUGAAGUGAUCAAUAAUUCAAUUAGAGCAUGCACACUUGAUCUACAAUCUGCUUUAUUAGAAGUAAUGGAUAAUGUGAACUUGUUUACAUCAGCAUUAGUGAACUGUUUCCAAAACAAUGAGUUUAAAUCUGAAGGAUGUGAACCUAUUGAUAAAAAUAAAAUUUUAAAAUUGUUACAAGAUAAGCCAGUAUUAACAGAUGCAGAUAGAUUAGAAUUGUCGGCGAAUGAAAAAGUUAUUGUUAAAAAAUGUUUUAUAUCCCGCAUUGUAGAUAUUGCUGAUGUUUGCCAGCAAGAAAAUUUUACUUUGCAAGUAUCACAAGAGAAUGCUAAAUAUAAUUAG
This is a messenger RNA of Ctenocephalides felis (cat flea), 963 nucleotides long. Its product is annotated as cilia- and flagella-associated protein 206-like. The transcript is spliced from 6 exons. Gene Ontology annotation, biological process: regulation of cilium beat frequency. NCBI's taxonomy places the organism in Eukaryota, Metazoa, Arthropoda, Insecta, Siphonaptera, Pulicidae. Gene Ontology annotation, cellular component: axoneme; ciliary basal body. The record is from RefSeq and is a predicted model, not a curated record. The coding region runs from base 1 to 963 and encodes 320 amino acids.